Messenger RNA from Diceros bicornis minor, 2781 nucleotides. It is a transcript of the gene BEND2, whose product is annotated as BEN domain containing 2. The record is from RefSeq and is a predicted model, not a curated record. Bases 1 to 2781 code for a protein of 926 amino acids. The transcript is spliced from 18 exons. NCBI's taxonomy places the organism in Eukaryota, Metazoa, Chordata, Mammalia, Perissodactyla, Rhinocerotidae. Gene Ontology annotation, molecular function: DNA binding.
AUGUCUGAGGAGCAGGAUAAUAUUAUGGAAACUGUUGGAGAUGACAGUGAUGGCAAUGAUGACUAUAUUAAGGUUGUGAUAGAUUCUGACACAGAGUUUACUGAGAAUGGAUCUUCCACGGAUGGCAUGUUGACUAUACAACCAAAUUUUCAAGGCAGCCAUGGUAACUAUCAGCAACCAUACCAAAUGUCAUAUGGAGUUGAAGGUUUAGUAAUGCAGGGUGACCAAGCAGUUUCACAAAUGAACCAUCUAGCAAAUUUCAAAAGAUAUUGUCCCAACUCAGAGGAAGUGGCGUUUAACCCAUUGCACAAAAAAGCACGAUCAUCUUUUCCAGGGGAAGAUAAUAUGGCGAGCAAUGCAUCUGAGGUUUUCUAUGCUGAAAAUCAUCAAAACCGACUUAUGGAAGUGCAACAGUGUUGCGAGGAUUUACGUGAACUUAUUGAAAACACGAAUAGACAGGUGAACCACCUUUAUGGAAUCAUUUCAAAAGGUCAACAUCCUUGGGAGAAACCAUUAUCAUUCAACUGCGGAGAUGGCAGCCCGUCUUUACCAGCGGAAAGACAGGAAAGCUGUGUCCAGACCAGCCCUGAGGGCACAUCGCUUCAGUCAACAGCACUCCCGGAAGUGCAGCAGCUGGGCCUCUGGGAUAGUUCACUUCCCAAAAUCGUCUCUGUACAUUCGUUACAGCCGUUUUACACACCAGGCGGCCCAGUACCUGGUCUCUCUGUCCUCUCCUGCCCUGUGGGUGAAGGUGCUGAAACUACCAACAGUGUUACCUCGUCUGCCCAGCCAACUCUGGCAGUACCUACAGCAGUUCUGCCACAAGGAGAACCCAGUCUGGCCAACAUCCCUGAAAUAAUGAAAUAUGCAAUUUUGCUGGGAAAUAACAGCAUAGGUCCAGACACUGUCUCGUCAUCUCUCGGCAUCCCUCCCAAUUUUGAAAUGCCAGGAAUAGGAGAAACCAGCUUUGAAUCAAUCAACAGCACUGAAUCAAUAUAUUACCCAACUUCAUUGGGAAAUGACAGUGGCCAAGAUACUGCCUCUUCAUCUGACUUCAUCCUUCCCAAUUUUGCAGAAACCAGCCUGGAAAACAACCUUGAGAAAAUGAAUUACCCAACUUUAUUGGGAAAUGACAAUGGCCAGUGUUCUUCCUCUUCAUCUGUCAGUCUCCCACCCGGUUUUGCACCUGAAAAACUCAUACUUAUAGAAAUGCCAGGAAAAGAAGAAACUGGCCUGGAAAACAGCUCUCAGACAGUGUAUUACCCAGCUUUGGUGGGAAGUAUCGGUGGUCCAGAUACUGGCUCUUCAUCUCUCUCCCUGCCACCUGAUUCUGCAGCUGAAAAAAUUAUGCUUAUAGAAAUGCCAGGAAAAGCAGAAACCAGCCUGGAAAACAGCUCUCAAACAGUGUAUUACCCAACUUCACUGGGAAAUGACAGUGGCCCAGAUACUGCUGCUUCAUCUUGCUCCAUCCCACCCAAUUUUGAAAUGUUGGUCAAAGCACAAACUAGCCCAGAAAAGCACACUCCGAUGGUGAAUUACCCACCUUUCUUGGAAAAUGGCUGUGGUCAAGAUACUUCACCAUGUUUCUUCAUCCCUCCCAGUUUUGAAUCCAGCACAGAAAUGAGUUCUGAGACAAUGAAUUAUCCAACUUCAGUGGAAAAUGACAAUGACCGAGAUACUAAUUCAGAAUCUUUCUUCCUCACUCCUGGUUUUGCACUUUUACCUAUAGAAGUAUUGGUAAAAGUAGACAACAACGUGGAAAACAAUACUGCAACAAUGAAUUUCCCAAUUGUAUUGGAAAAUGACAAUAGCCAAGAUUCUUCCUCAUCUGCUCCCUGCCUCCCUUCCAAUUUGGGAUAUCUUGGUGAUCCAAAGAGAAAUGUCAGAAUACUUGAUACUCAUUUGACUAUUGCAAAAAAGAAGAUCAAACCUAAGCAUGCAGCCCGCUACUUGGUUCGCAUUUUGUUCUCCAAGGAAGUUCUGAUUCGCAGCUCUGUAGGUGUCACUUCCCAAGGCCGCCAACCCCUAGAUCCAAACAAAAUAGCUGCAAUGAGAGAAUAUCUGGCAACCAUUUUUCCCAACCAUGAUUUGCGUGAAUGUGGAAAAGACUGGAAAAUCUGUGUUUCCGAUAUCCAUUCUCUGAUCCGCUAUUUGUGUUUUGAAGCCAGAAAAAUGACACGGACUACCAAUACAUCACAAUCUGCAGAUGCAAAUAAUAAAAGGGAUGGCGAGGGAAGUGAAAGCGGUUCUCAGUUAUCUCAGCAAACAGCUGCCUCAGAAACAAGAGAAAAUGGAAAUCCUCAGCAGAACAACAGUGCUCUCCCUGAAGGAAUGAGAGCACCUUCCACUGAUAAUUCUGCGGCAUCUGAUGAAACACUGGGAUAUCUUGGAAAUCCAUGUAGAAAUAUACAGAUGCCACGUUCGGUUCUGAAUAUGGCGAAGGAGAAGUCUCGCCCAGAGCUGUCAGCCAGAUACCUUAUUCGCAGCCUGUUCACCGACGAUGUCCUGAUCAAAAGUAACGUGUAUGGCAGUCAGUCGCGGGGCAUCUGUGCCCUGGACUCCAAUAGGAUCAACGCUCUCCGAGAGUUUCUCCAAGACGUCUACCCGACUUUUGAUCUGUCAGAAACUGGAUUUGAGUGGAAGUUGUGUGUGACGGCUAUCAACAGCUGUAUCCGUAGUCUUAGACACGACUCCAGGAAGUCCGCGUCCAAAUCGCAGCCGCUUCCAGCAACGACCCCUUCAGCAGAGUCCGGGCCAAGAGAUCCUGACUUAGCUGACUGA